Parathielavia appendiculata is the source of this 1848-nucleotide messenger RNA. Its product is annotated as P-loop containing nucleoside triphosphate hydrolase protein. Bases 1 to 1848 code for a protein of 615 amino acids. The transcript is spliced from 5 exons. Gene Ontology annotation, molecular function: ATP hydrolysis activity; ATP binding; microtubule motor activity. Gene Ontology annotation, cellular component: microtubule; spindle; kinesin complex. The record is from RefSeq and is a predicted model, not a curated record. NCBI's taxonomy places the organism in Eukaryota, Fungi, Ascomycota, Sordariomycetes, Sordariales, Chaetomiaceae. Gene Ontology annotation, biological process: microtubule-based movement.
AUGGAACAGUUUCUCCUCGAAAACACCGAGCGGUACAAACGGCUGGUUGCUGCUUUCAAGCCCAGCGCGCUGGACAAAAAGGGCAUCAACUCAGCCGCGGCGAGCCCCGAGAUUGUGGUUUGCACACGGGUACGGCCCAUGCUCGAGGAUGAAGUCGCUGAGGGGUUUCCUUGCGGCGUUUAUCCCCGUGGUGCAACCAAUACUGUCGACUUGCAUGAACUGAAGAGACCUGUUAGGGGGCUCCCAACUCUCAGCUCUUCGCACUACACCGUAGACCGAGUAUUUGGUCCUGAGGAUUCGACCGCCGACGUCUACGAGUCAGUAGUGAAGCCCAUCGUCCCCUGGGCUUGGGGAGGAGGUAUCGCUACCGUCUUUUGCUACGGCCAGACAGCCAGCGGCAAGUCCUACACAACCGCGGGCUUGGAAAAGUGCGUCGCCGAGUCUCUGAUGGGUGGCUCGCUGGACGGCGAGAGGAAGAUCUACAUCUCGGUCGUUGAGUUGGCUGGACGAACGGCCUACGAUCUUCUCAACGAAAGAAAGGAGAUCUCCAUUCUUGAAGACUCAUUCGGCACCACGCAGUUGGCCGGCGCGCUUGAACAUCGGGUGGCCAACAAGGAGUCGCUCCUUGGGCACAUCGAAGCCGCCGCAGGCCUCCGCCGAACGGCGCCGACCCUCAAAAAUGAUAACUCGUCUCGCUCGCAUGCCAUCUGCCGCCUCCGCUUCGAAAAUCCCGCCAUGAAGUCUGCCGAAGAAGGUCUCCUGUACCUGAUCGACCUCGCUGGGUCCGAAGCCGCUCGUGACAAGACGACCCACGACGCCACUCGCAUGAAGGAAGCCAAGGAAAUCAACACAAGCCUGUCGGUUCUGAAAGACUGCAUCAGGGGCCGAGCCCUCGCCGAUGCCGAGUUCUACGCUGGCAGGAUCAGCAAGGCGCCGGCCUACAUCCCCUUCCGGCAAAGCAUCCUCACUAAGACACUCAAACACGUCUUCGACCCAACCAGUACCCGCUCCUGCAAGACGGUCGUCGUGGCCUGCGUCAACCCCUGUCUGGCCGACAUAGGCGCCAGCAAAAACACCCUGCGCUACGCAGAGAUGCUGCGCGUCGUUGGCCCCAAACCAAAAAUGGCCGAGUACGACCCCUGGGUCCCUGCGACAUGGAACAACGAACAACUCCAGAGCUGGAUCGAGAGUAACUCCGGCCAGCCGCCCAUCGACCCGCUCCUCCUCGCGCCAAGCGAGUCAGGCUUGCAACUCCUGCGCCUGCCCAUUCCCGAGUUCCUCACUCGUUGCCUCAAGACCGAAGGCGCCACCCCAGAGCAAGCCCAAGCGUUCCAGACCAAGUUCUGGGCGAUGCACGUCGACUCUCAGCGCCGAAGCCGCUACAUCAACGCCAACAAAGCAGCAGGCGACGGCAAGGCGGCAGCGGCAGGUGACAAUGUCGUGUCUCGGCUGGCAUCGCUCGACUCGAGCGCCGAUCCGGAGCCGGAUGCCGGGAGCGUUCCGUUCAAAGAGCGGAUCAGGCCCGGCAUGGUGGUCCGUUGGCAGACGCGGCCUGAAUAUGGCUCUUUUGCGGUGGGUGGGAAGGCGUAUGCCAUGGUGAUGUGUCCGGUGCAUGCGGUCGGGGAGAGGGUGAGGGAUGUUAAGGGCGUGCAGGUCAACCCUCAGAGUGAAGACGCGGCGGAGAGGAAGGGGGAGACGUACUUGUGUGCGCUUGUCACGCCUUCGUUGCUACCUGGCUCGUAUGGGAUUAGUCUGUGGAGGCAGGUCGUGGUGAAAGUAGAGGAUAUGGUGGCCGAGGUUUUAAUGGAGUGGGAUGAGGCAACGCGGUAUUAUUACAUGACCGUCUAG